Molecule: messenger RNA, 1080 nt
Organism: Apis laboriosa (Himalayan honeybee)
Lineage: Eukaryota; Metazoa; Arthropoda; Insecta; Hymenoptera; Apidae
Source: RefSeq, a predicted model, not a curated record
ACACAUAUUGUUUCUCUGCCUUUCAAUAUAAUUCGAUACAAUCAAAAUCAGUUUCCCAUUUCCAAAUGUAACGAAUAUAUAGAAUUAAAAUAAUAGAAUUAACUAUAUGCCAAUGUGUGAAUGUGAUUGUGAAACAGAGAUCAGUUAGUGAUGAAAGUUAAUGCAUUCUAUCGUGUAUAAAGUGUCAAAUGCCAGCAGACAAUGAUGAUACGAAAUUGGAUUCUUUACAGUUUAUUUCUGCUGGGAUAUGUUCAAGAAUGUUGUCAACUGGUAAUAAAAAGCGUGAACAUACCGUCGAUAGUGAAAGCCGACAAUACCGAUUAUGUAAUUCUUGAUUGCGAUUACGAUCUCGAGAAUACAUCGAGCAACGGAUUAGUAGUGAAAUGGUUUUUCAAUACAAACGAAGUGGCCUAUCAAUGGAUAUACGGUAGAGGUCCUUUGGGAGAUAUCACGCGGAAGUACGUUGAUUUAAAGUAUAAAGCUAGUAACGAUCCAUGUACCACUUACCGAGCCAUGAAAUUGAAUAAACCUGGUAUCGAUCUUACCGGCGAAUAUAUAUAUGUCAUAUCUAUUUUCGCAGAUGAGCAAUCUGCAAGCGCCUCUAUGGUUGUGUAUUCAACGGAGGACAAAUUUGAUCUUGUAUAUAAGAAGAAAACUAUAGAUGAUAAAGAUGGAGUGGAGAUAACAUGUAUAGCAGAAGGACUAUAUCCCCAACCUAUUUUAGAUAUAUUUAUCGAAGGUGUUCUAGAAAAGCAAACAGCGAAGCCCACUGUUAUGCUGCGUGCCGAUGGACUAUACGAUAUCUUAUCACAAACGGCUUUAUUGGAUGAAGAUUUGCCGGAAACAGCUACUGUCAAAUGCUUACUUGGUAUACCAAAGGUGAACUACAACGUUUCUCACGAAAUUGUCUACUAUCCUGGAAAUUUUGCUGUUCGAUCGUCAAUUAACAUUCUAUUAAUCAUGAUGCAAAUGAUACUAAUCAACAUAUUCAAUUAAUCGUUUAAUUAUUAGGUCAUUGUCUAAACCAAAACAACCGACGAACAUAUGUAAAAUACAUAUGUAAAGAUCAACCAUUUUGAU